Messenger RNA from Cooperia oncophora, 576 nucleotides. The record is from the annotation of a GenBank genome assembly. Lineage: Eukaryota; Metazoa; Nematoda; Chromadorea; Rhabditida; Trichostrongylidae.
AUGAGUAAAAUCAUCCAAUUUCCACCUGAUGCGUCAUUUAGAUGCAUACUCGAAGUAUGCAUUGAGCUCUACGCGUCAGCCAAGGCUCAGUUCGAUUUUGCUAUCCUUUCGGGCAAGACUGAAGCCUUCUUGCGAGCCUUGAAGGAUAGGUUGUUUGCCGCAUUGGCGCAAACUCCGUUGCGUAGCCCUAGGCCCUGGUCAGAAGAGCUUUCAGGCGCUAAUACAGCCUACGAAUAUGCUCGAAUUCCGAAGCGAUUCUUGAUUAUGCGAGAGUCGAGUAGUCGCAUGACAGAAGCUGUGCGACUCUUGCUAGCUCACAUGUCUUCUGCUAUACCGAUGUACCAUAUCAAGAUUAUCGUUCGCGAGGAUGGCCACGCUGAAGUGAAUCGUCUGUUGGCAACUCCUCUCUUCUCCUUUCCAUCAGCAAACAUAGAAGUGAUCUCUUUGUCACGAGAACAUGAAGAGUGGGGAACGGCCGACGUGCUUCGACAUUACGCCACAAAGAUAACGGUAAGCAACGUGACUAUUCAUCUUUGCAAAUGCUUAGAAAUGGCUUCAGCUGCCACUUUAACAUAA